CAAGGUCCCUUCCAACCCUGUUAAUCUGGAUCUGUAGGUUUCAGCCUCCAGUCCCCAUGUCAUGUCUGUUGCUCUUUCAUCUUUGCCUUCUGCAGGGUCUCAGAGGCGGCUGGGUGGUCCAGCCGCCAGUGCCAGCCACCCCCCCUCCCCCCCCCCCCCCCGCCACGGAAGCUCCCUGGGGGCUCUGCCCACGCUCAGUGGCCGGCCCCGCCCCGGCUGAGCUCCACCCGCCCUAAGCCUCCCAGCAACCGGAGCCACCCGAAAAAAGCAAUCCGAGGACGCGGCGGCGGCGGCGGCAGCAGGGAGAUGGCACAGCCCACCCAGUGGUUCUGGGGAGAGGAAUACUGGCUACCUCCAGGGUUCACCUGGGAGGACCUGCAGGACACGGAGGACAUCCGCUAUCCCCAACCCCAUCACCUCCUGCUCUGCCUCCCCAUCACUCUCCUGCUGGUCGCCCUCCGGUUCUUCUUCGAAAGGAAAAUCGCCAUCCCCUUGAGCAGACAACUAGGUUUGCGAGAAAAGGUGAGGCGGAAACCUCCUCCGAACCCCAUCCUGGAAGCUUUUUACAGGAAGCGGAGGAAAAGUCCCGCCAAGGAAGACCUCGGCGGCUUAGCCAAGCAGUGCGACCUCCAACCGAGGCAGGUAGAGCGGUGGUUCCGAUGCCGGCUGAAUCAGGACCGGCCCAGCUUGACCAAGAAAUUCUGUGAAGCCACAUGGAGAGCCACCUAUUACACCAUUUCUCUGUGUACGGGCUUAGCUGUCCUUUACAACAAACCCUGGUUAUGGGACCUCCGCAAAUGUUGGGUCGGGUACCCCCAGCAGCCGCUCCAGACCAGCCUUUUGGGCUACUACCUGGUGCAGUUCUCCUUCUACUGCUCCUUGCUCAUCUCGCUGCCUUUUGACGUCAAACGGACGGACUUUCCCGAGCAACUCCUGCACCACCUGGUCACCCUCGUCCUCAUCGGCUCCUCGCUCUGCUUAAACUGCCUCCGCAUCGGUUCCCUCAUCAUGUUCCUCCACGAUGUUUCGGACUGCCUCUUGGAGACCGCCAAGAUGUUUACUUACCCAAAGUGGCAGAAAACCUGCGACACCCUCUUUAUCACUUUCUCAGCGGCAUUCCUGGUCACGCGCAUGGGGAUUUUCCCUUGCAAGAUUAUUUACAACACAUAUUAUUAUUCCAUGGAGAUCUACCAGCCGUUUUUCGGCUACUACUUCUUAAACGGCCUCCUGAUGGCUCUUCAGCUCCUCCACGCCUUCUGGUCCUACCUGAUCAUUCGCAUGGUUUAUCGGUUCCUGCUCUGUGGCACAAUGGAAAAGGACCUGCGGAGCCACUCAGAGGCCAGCGAGGAUGAGGUGGCCCACCGGGAGAUGACGCAGAAAAACAGCACUGUGGAUCCCCAGCCCAACCGCCCGGCGGUCACCCGGAGAACGCCUGUGUAGAUGGAUGGCGGGAAUCCCCCUUGUGGCGUUCCCGCCGAAGCCAGAUAGCCCCAGCCUGCUCUGCUCCUCGGUGCUGCUCUCGCCCCCCGGCCCUGACCUCUGACCUUCUCCUAGACCUGGAAAGGGGGGUCAUUGUUCAAGUACAACACCCCCCAGGCCCGCCUCAAAUCGUGUGCCUGGUUCUGUCUCAUUGCCCGAUCUUUUAGUGGCCCUCCGAAGCUCACGGCAGCAAGAAGCCGCAAAACCUCUCCAGAAGAUCGGGAGCGAUCCUGGUGGAAACCUCUGGGAGGAGGGGAGGGGAGUGAGGUGGGCCUGGGUAGCCCAGCCCCGAGAAGGAGACAAUGAUUCUCUACCCCACCCACAAGCAAGGGCGGAGUCUCCUGAGAGCCCCGUGUUGGGCAGGGGGAGAAAGAGGGUGAGAAGAUGCACGUGAGGCAUCGGCUUGGGAAUGGGAUGAGUCGCCAUGCUGAAUUCGCCAGGGCUAAUUCGCCGUUUCCAACGCUCCACGGCUAUUUCGCCAACAGGACAAUUCGCCGCAGGACAAUUCAGCAGCUCAAUUUAAUUCAAAUUCCUUCCCUUCUUUCUUCCUUAACUACAUUACUUCCCCCCCUCCCAAAAAAAAUACAAAAC
This is a messenger RNA of Thamnophis elegans (Western terrestrial garter snake), 2070 nucleotides long. RefSeq names its product ceramide synthase 4 (gene CERS4). NCBI's taxonomy places the organism in Eukaryota, Metazoa, Chordata, Lepidosauria, Squamata, Natricidae. The record is from RefSeq and is a predicted model, not a curated record. Gene Ontology annotation, biological process: ceramide biosynthetic process. Bases 307 to 1440 code for a protein of 377 amino acids. Gene Ontology annotation, molecular function: DNA binding; sphingosine N-acyltransferase activity. Gene Ontology annotation, cellular component: membrane. The transcript has 11 exons.